AUGGAUUACCUUAAAACCAUUGUACCAUCUCAAUUCUUCGCCGAGCGCGGCUCUAACGUCGUCGUUAUCAACCCAGGUUCAGCGAAUGUAAGAAUAGGACUAGCGAAGCAUGAUGCUCCUAUUAGUGUGCCGCAUUGCAUUGCUAGACGAACAUCUCAAGUUCCGAAAAGGAAUGUUCAGGACCAGUUGCUCAAUUCUCAGGUUACCACAGUGCAGCAUAUGGAGCGGGAAAGGGCUUAUGACAUUAUUGCGUCAUUGUUGAAAAUUCGGUUUUUAGAUGAGGAGAUGGUAAACAAUCAGUAUCCACCGAAGAUGGCUCGCGUAGAUGUGUUUCCUCCUCAAAGUAAUACCAAAAAAGAUUCGGUUAUCCCAUGGACUGAUGUGUUUGAGAAACGUGCAUCAUCUUCCGAAGCAGGAAGUUCACUGAGAACUGAAGAGACUUCAGUUGACAAAGAAGGUACUGUCAAUGAGGGGGAGACCAGUUCAACUGAGCCUAAAUACAGAGAGUGUAUUUUUGGUGAAGAAGCUUUGAGAAUAUCGCCUACUGAACCGUAUUGCUUACGCCGGCCUAUUCGCAGGGGACAUCUCAAUAUCUCUAUGCAUUAUCCCAUGCAGCAGGUAAUCGAAGACAUUCAUGCUAUAUGGGAUUGGAUUUUGACUGAAAAGCUGCAUUUACCUCAAAAUGAAAGGCAUAUGUAUUCUGCUGUCCUUGUUGUUCCUGAGACCUUUGAUAACCGCGAAAUAAAGGAACUUCUGUCCAUUGUACUCAGAGACUUGAAUUUCAGCUUAGCAGUAGUCCACCAGGAAGGCCUUGCUGCAGUCUUUGGAAAUGGUCUAUCAACGGCAUGCGUUGUGAAUAUUGGCGCUCAAGUGACGACGGUAAUUUGUAUUGAGGAUGGAGUGACUCUACCUACCACUCAGAUUAAUCUACGGUACGGCGGAGAGGAUAUAUCGAGAUGUCUUCUUUGGACACAAAGACAUCAUCAGACAUGGCCACCUAUCCGUACUGAUGCUCUUACAAAGCCAAUGGAUUUGUUGAUGUUGAAUAGACUUAAAGAAUCUCACUGCCAGAUUAGAGAAGGUGAAGUUGAAGCAGGUUCUAUAGUUCAUUCUUAUGAAGAUGACGUGCCACCCGGGUCACACAAGACAAGGCUUACUGCGCUUAAUGUUCCCCCUAUGGGUUUGUUCUACCCAAUGCUUUUGGUUCCUGAUGUUUAUCCUCCGCCACCUCGCACCUGGUUCAGUGAUAACGAGGAUAUGUUGGAAGAUACUUGGGAAUAUCCAAGAAGACCAGACAUGUCAGAUGGUUACUUCUCUUCUAGUGGUGGAUAUUUCCCUAUGUGGGAAAACUACCCUGUGUUCCACUCAAAGCCCAAAAAACAAGAUAUCAUUGGUCUUGCAGAUGCUAUUACAAAAAGCAUUCUUUCCACAGGGCGUAUAGACCUGCAGAGAAAGUUGUUCUGUAGUAUGCAGCUGAUAGGUGGAGUGGCUUUAACUGAGGGUCUCAUUUCUGCUGUGGAAGAAAGGGUAUUGCAUGCUAUUCCUUCUCAUGAAGCCAUUGAUACGGUGGAGGUUUUGCAAUCUAGAACAAAUACAGCCUUUGUAUCAUGGAAAGGUGGAGCGAUAUUAGCUGUUCUUGAUUAUACACGAGAUGCGUGGAUACACCGUGAGGACUGGAUCAAGAACGGGAUUCAUAUUGGUAGUGGCCGAAAGUACAAGGAUUCCUAUUUUCUUCAAGCACAAUCUUUGUGUUACAUUAAUUCCUGA
Messenger RNA from Striga hermonthica, 1767 nucleotides. Lineage: Eukaryota; Viridiplantae; Streptophyta; Magnoliopsida; Lamiales; Orobanchaceae. The record is from the annotation of a GenBank genome assembly.